Molecule: messenger RNA, 2427 nt
Organism: Myripristis murdjan (pinecone soldierfish)
Lineage: Eukaryota; Metazoa; Chordata; Actinopteri; Holocentriformes; Holocentridae
Product: kelch-like protein 33
Exons: 6
Coding region: 1-2427 (808 amino acids)
Molecular function (GO): protein binding
Source: RefSeq, a predicted model, not a curated record
AUGUCCAAUCUUCUGCAAAAGGACCAGGAGAGGGAUGCCUCGGUCCGCAACAGGACGGCUAAGUUUCAGAGUCAAACCUCUGACUCUGUGAGUGGAGGAAAAAGAAAUGGAGAGGAACAAGGAGGACGAGGUGUUCGGGGGAUCUGGAGAGGCCAAGCUAGAGGAAAAGGGGUCGAAAGACGAGGGGGUGUAGGAGGAGGUGGGUCUAAAGAAGACACAGAUGAUGGUGGGAGAAAAGGGAGACAUAAAACUCUCCCGGGGCAUCGCAAAAGUGACACAGAUGAAGAUCCUGGAGCUUGUCAACCUCACGACCCAGACCUCUUCUCUUACAUAGACCCCUCACACCCCAACUCUCUCUUCACCGGCCUGAAGAGCCUCCAUGAGGAAGGACUGCUCUUAGAUUUCACCAUCACCCUCCAAGGAAACCCUUUUCGAGCUCACAGGCUUGUGCUUGCAGCUGCCAGUGAAACUCCCGAGGUGUUUUUUUCCCUGUCAAAACAGGAUGUGGAGAACUUGGAGGGCCUUUUGACCCCAGCUGGGCUCAAGGCGGUUUUGAGCUUCGCCUACUGCGGAGAUGUGGCCAUGGAUUUGACCAAGGAGGGGGUGUUGGAGGAAGUGUUGAAUGCAAGCAGGUGCCUGCGGAUGGACAGGCUGAGUCACCUGUGCACGGCAAAGGUCGCGACCUCUGCAGCGGCAGAGAGAGAGAGCAGCCUGGCGGUCAUCAGGGAAAUGUGGGAGAGGGGAGUGGGCUGUGACGUCACGAUCCAGGCGGAGAGCGGAGAGCGAUACCCAGCACACCGUGUGGUCUUGGCAGCAGCUGGGGACUACUUCCGGGCUCUGCUCUGCGGAGGCUUACGAGAGUCUAGUGAGGAGGUGGUGUGCCUGCGUGGCGUGGUGCCCUGGGUCAUUGAAUCCAUGUUGGGCUUCUUCUACACGGGCCGGCUCAGACUGGGCUGGGGACGGAUUUGGGAGCUCACAGAGGCAGUGUUUCAGUUCCAGCUGCAGGGGGCACUCUCGCUAUGCAUUGACUUCCUACAGGACAGAAUGGACGAGAGCAGCUGUCUGGAUGUGCUCGUAUUGGCUGAGACCUACGGGCUGAGCCAGCUGGGGCAGGCCGCUGAGAGCUACAUCCUCACCCACUUCCAGGGCGUCUCUGCAGGGGAGAAGUUCAAGGACCUCCCCUGUCCUCUCCUGGAGAGGCUGCUAGAGAAGGACUCACUGUGUGCAGAGAGUGAGAUGGUCGUGUUCGGGGCAGUGGUGAGCUGGGUGAAGGAGAACCACAGGGAGAGACUUCCCUUCCUCCCGGGUUUGCUCCUGCGAGUUCGCCUCCCUUUACUCAGCUGCUCUGAGCUCCAGGAGGCCCUGAGGUGCAGCCUCCUAUCCAGGAGCGCUGAGGGGAGAGCAGCGAUGAAGACCCUCCAAAACCUCUUGAAGGGGGAGUACAGAGGGCCUGAAUGCCGCCCUCGCACCCCAAACCAGGUCCUGGUUCUGGUCGGUGGGGACACCGUAGAUGAGGAUUUCAUGAAGAGGGUUCCCAGCCGGACCUUGUGGUACGCUGAACGGUUCCACAGCGGUCCCGGUCUGAUUAGGAACAUAGAGUGGAGGCCGUUUGCCCAGCUGCCUGAACCGGCCCGAUUCAGGCACUGCAUCUGUAUCCUCAACAACAAACUGUACGUCCUCGGGGGACGCAAGUACUACGGAGCGCUGGACGUCCUCAGAUCUGCGGUGAGGUUUGACCUGGCCCAGUGCAAAUGGGAGCGGCUCCCUGACAUGCUGUGUCAAAGGGACUACUUCUCCGCUGUGUGUGCAGGAGGGAAAGUCUUUGCCCUGGGUGGUAACCGUGACGACAGCCAGUACCUGGAUGUGGUGGAGUACUACACUCCAGAGGAAAACACCUGGAGGCUGGCUCAGCCUCUGGAGUCAGCUGUCUGCGGCCAUGCUGCCGCUGUGCUGGACGGGCAGAUCUACAUCUCUGGGGGCUGUGACCUCCGGCAGUGCUGCCUCUCCUCUUUGUGGUGCUAUAAUCCCUCCCUUGGCUGUUCUCCCAGGGCACCCAUGACUGUGGGGGUCGGACGUGCCGGCCACACCAUGUUAGCAUUGGGGAGGAGGUUACUGGUGGCUGGAGGGCUACAGCCGCUCUGGAUGGGCUUUGGAGACCAGCUGCUCUGUGAGCUGUACGACCCCACCCAUAACUCCUGGUCGUCCAUCCCCGCGCUGCCUCGCCCUCACCUGUCACCAGGGGCAACUGUACUCGACGGACGUUUGUACCUCGUGGGUGGGUCGUCAGCGAACACAGCAAGGGACACCAAGUGGGUGCACCGUUAUGACCCCCAUGAGCAGUGCUGGGAAAAGCUGGGUGCCAUGCCACACCCAUACACCGAUCUGGCAGCUUGCUCACUGCAGCUCCCUCAGGCCCUGCUCGGGUAG